UUCAGAUAUAUAUGACAUCAAAAUAAUAUCUUACGUUAAAGUUCUUAAAAAAUAACUUUUUUUAGGGUGCGUAUAUAUAUAUAUAUGUGCCUAUCAUUUAUACUAUUACAAUAAAUAUCCACAGAACAUGGAAUAGGAACGAAAACUAUUAUAAAAGAUUAUCAUGAAAUUUUAUUAAUGUUUGGUUAAUAUGACAUUUUGGUAUUGCUGACAUCGAAUGUGUUUUUCUUCCUUUUUAAUUUUAUAUCUAAAAUAAUAAAGUAAAUUAUUUUAAAGUAGUGAUGGCUAAUCAUUACGAAGUACCCAAUUGGGCUGGGAAACCACCAGUUGGAUUACAUUUAGAUGUACUGAAGAAUGAUAAAUUAAUUCAAAAAUUAAUGGUUGAUGAGAAAAAAUGUUACUUAUUUGGCCGUAAUCAACAAUUAAAUGAUUUUUGCAUAGAUCAUGCUUCUUGUUCUCGGGUUCAUGCUGCUCUUGUUUAUCAUAAACAUCUGAAUCGUGCAUUUCUUGUUGACUUGGGUAGCACACAUGGAACAUUUAUUGGUAAUCUUCGUUUGGAACCACAUAAACCUACACAAUUACCAAUUGAUAGUACAUUUCAUUUUGGAGCUUCUACUCGAUAUUAUAUCAUUAGAGAAAGACCUCAAACAGGUACUAGACCUAUUAUUGAAGAAUUAGAAAAACUAUCAGAAGAUACAGAUGCUGGUGGUUUAUUGGGUUUACCUGAAACAGAAACAGAACUUGAUAAUUUAACAGAAUUUAAUACUGCACAUAAUAGACGUAUAUCUAUGUUAGGCAUUACAGAUGAUGAAAUUCAUAAACCAACUAGAAAACGAAAGAAAAAAGGAAUUACUUUCAAUGAUGAUGAAGAAGUAAUAAAUCCGGAAGAUGUUGAUCCAUCAGUUGGAAGAUUUCGUAAUCUUGUACAAACUACUGUCGUUCCCAGUAAAAGAAUGCGUAUGGAAGGAGGUUUAAUAUCUCUAUCAGAGGAUCAUAAUCCUUUAAAACAUCUUCAGCCAAUGACAACUACACCUCAGCUUUAUCAAGAUUUACCACCAGAACAGUUUACUCCAUCGUCGUUAUCUCUUAAUCCAUUUUCUAGUGCAUUAUCUUCACUAUCGUCUCGACUUGGUAUUGCAUUACCAAAUCCAGCACCUGAGGUAGAAAUGACACCAAAUCAAAUACAAACAGAAACACCACACAUACCUGAAAUACCAGGACCUACUGAUACACGAACAAUGGAACCAAAAAAGAAAAAAUACGCCAAAGAAGCUUGGCCUGGCAAAAAACCCAUUCCAACACUUUUGGUGUAAUAGUAUUAAGGAACUUAUUUUUAUUAGACAGUUCUUUAUUAUUUGAAAUUUAGAAAAUUAAGUUAUAUAAGAAUCUGUGCAUAAAUUACUCGUAUAAUAAAUUACUUUAAGAUUUUAGUUAAUAUUAAGUAACUGUUUACUAAUUAUAUUAGUAUCUUCUUAUUAACUAUAUUACUAUCUUUUGAAACUAUCAUUAAAUUUAUUUUAAGAGAAACCGACUAUAAUUGUAUUUAAAUAGUAAUUUGUUUUUCAUUUAUAUAUAUUAUCAAUUUAAAUUUAAAUAUUUAUUAUACUUUUCCAAGGAAAUGAAAAUUGUAAUUAAAAUUUCUUGUAAGAUAAACAUAAAUAAAUA
Apis dorsata (giant honeybee) is the source of this 1665-nucleotide messenger RNA. It is a transcript of the gene NiPp1, whose product is annotated as nuclear inhibitor of protein phosphatase 1. The record is from RefSeq and is a predicted model, not a curated record. The transcript is spliced from 6 exons. The coding region runs from base 282 to 1313 and encodes 343 amino acids. NCBI's taxonomy places the organism in Eukaryota, Metazoa, Arthropoda, Insecta, Hymenoptera, Apidae. Gene Ontology annotation, molecular function: protein serine/threonine phosphatase inhibitor activity; mRNA binding; protein binding. Gene Ontology annotation, cellular component: nuclear speck.